Messenger RNA from Lolium perenne, 1656 nucleotides. RefSeq names its product serine carboxypeptidase-like 50. Lineage: Eukaryota; Viridiplantae; Streptophyta; Magnoliopsida; Poales; Poaceae. The record is from RefSeq and is a predicted model, not a curated record. Gene Ontology annotation, molecular function: serine-type carboxypeptidase activity. Gene Ontology annotation, biological process: proteolysis.
UGCACAUACUAGUACUUAGCAACGAACGAGCGCCAUGGCACCUCUGCUGUUCCUCUUCCUCUUGCUCGCCAGGGCCACCGCGGCGGACGUGGUGUUCCCAAAAGAAGCCUUGCCGACCAACUCCGGGUACCUCCCCAUCCCGGCGACGAACGCUUCCCUCUACUUCGCCUUCUACGAAGCCACCCACCCGCUCACGGUGCCGGAGUCGACGCCGCUGCUCGUGUGGCUGGAGGGCGGCCCUGGCUGCAGCGCCAUGCUCAGCAACUUCCUCCAGCUAGGGCCCUACCUACUGGACAGCGGCAGCGCGUCCCUCUCGCCCAACCCCUUCGCGUGGAACCGCCGUUUCGGGCUCCUCUUCCUCGACAGCCCGCUCGGCACCGGCUACAGCGCCGUGCCGACCGCCGCCGCCAUCCCCACCGACCAGGCCACGAUCGCCGCGCACACCGUCGCAGCCAUCCAGUCGUUCCUGGACGCUCAGCCAGGCUCCUUCCGCGCCCGCCCGCUAUUCAUCACGGGCGAGAGCUACGCCGGGAAGUCCGUCCCCACCACCGGCGCUCUGAUACUGGCCACGAACCCGGCGCUGCCGGAGCGCCAGAGGAUCAACCUGCGCGGCGUGGCCGUGGGCAACGGGAUCGUGCACCCCGUGGCGCAGGCCACCACGCACGCCGACGCGGCCUACUUCAUGGGGCUCAUCAGCGCGAGGCAGAGGAGGGAGGCGGAGGCGAUGCAGGCGGAGACCGUGGAGCUGAUCAAGGCGGCGAGGUGGGGCGAGGCGUCGACCGCCUGGCAGCGCCUGGUGUCUUGGCUUGAGAACGCCGCGGGGGUGGCGACGCUCCUGGACGUUUCCGUGCAGGGGGGCUCCUUCCUGGACAACUUCGCCGGGCUGCAGGGAUUCCUGAAUGACGGCGAGGUGAAGGCCGCGCUGCGCGCCGGGGAAGGCGCGGCGCCGGUGGAGGCGUGCAGCACGGCCGUGUACGCGGCUCUGCACGACGACAUCAUGAAGAGCACCAAGGGAGAGGUGGAAGCGCUGCUGAAGACGGACACGCGCGUCCUUCUGUACGAGGGGAUCCGCGACGCGAAGCUUGGGCCGGUGGCAGCCGAGGCGUGGCUGCCGGAGCUACAGUGGGACGGGCUGGCCUCGUUCCUUGACUCCCAGCGCGCUGUGUGGCGGAGCAGCCAAGGGACGGUCGCCGGCGGCGUGCAGAGCUAUGGCGGGCUGACGCACGUCGCGGUGUAUGAGGCCGGACACUUCGUCCCGGCGUCUCAAGGGCUCGCGGCGCAGGAGAUGAUCGAGGAAUGGGUGUCCGGGACAGGAUUGUUUGGCGGCCAGUAGCCACUAGGGAUUUGAUUUACUCAGUAGUACAUUUUUUUCUGUGAGAUAUUAGGAUCCGAGGUACAAUAACUUGUCUAGGAGAAGCAAAUUCAUACAACAAUUUGCAAAACUGAAUGCUGCAAAACACAAAAUUGCGCCUGCCAGGUGUAGAUGCAUCGAUUAUAAAUAAAAUAUAUUUUAAAAUAUCAAACAACCUUGGAAUUUUUUUUAGAUGUACAUCCGCACAUAAAUUUUUAGCAAAGAAUGACAUUUUUUGUGACUUGAAAAAUGUCGUUCCCCAUAAAAUUUGAUGUACUAACAUAGCAUGAUCAGAUGCGCACGAA